AUGGGCAUGUCAAACCCGAUUGAGGAGGAGGAGGAGAAGGAGGAGGAGGAGGAGGAGGAGGAGGAGCCGGGAGAGAUUUCAACGGCAAAGUGGGUCGCGGUUCCGAGACAAGGCGGAGCCGCCGCCGCCGCCGUUGCCGACCAAGGUAACGGAGCGCUCGCCGGGGUGGCUGCGGUGGGUCCCGAGGGGGAGGCGUGGUUCGGCGCGGCCGGAGCCGGAGCUGAGGCUGCUACUGCCGGCGGCGGCGGCGGUGAUCCGGACGCGGGGAUGGGAGACGCUUUCGUCGCCGCGGGGGGGGGUUGGGAUGGGAGUGACGUACAAUUGGAGGCGGCUAAUGUCGCGGCGGAGGCGGCGGCGGCCGUGAAUCUCCACGUCCCGGGUGUUGCCAUGGACAGCGGGGAGAGAGGAGGAUCAGCGCAAGACGGCGGGGGUGGCGGCGACGCAGAUGAGAAAACCGGGGGGGUGGCAGCCGAGACGGGGGCAAGAGUCGUAGACAGCGGCCACGGAAAGAAGCUUGAGGGCCUCGCUGUUGAUCUUGAGCACGGGCUCCACGACCAGGCUCAUGCUGCCGCCGAAGCGGCGUUGGCGGCCGAUGUUGCGGCUGCGGCCGCCAAACGCGCGGGGGAAGAGGACGAGGGGCCUGUGGUGGACCGCAUACAGGAGGACGGGAAUGGGCAGGGGGGGGUGGUGUCGGCGCCAGACGACGCUGUCCGGGAGCAGAUCAAGUACCCCCAGCCGGCGCCGAAGCCGCCCGCACGCCCGGUGAAGCGGUGGAUCAAGAGCGAUCGACCUGCCCACAAGGACGAAGGGAGCACAGCAGUAGGGAGAGAAGAGGACCAGAGAGGGGAGCUAGGGUAUGGGCAGCAGCAGCAGCAGCAGGAGCAGCAGCAGCAGCUGCUGCAUAAAGACGGGGUUGAAAACCGCGCUGGGGAUGCCAGGGAGAGGGGGGCGGACGGUGGAGGGUUUGGACGAGAGAAGGAGGACGGCGGGGUGCAGGGAGGGGUUGGUGAACACCCGGGGGGGACGAUGCCCGGAGCGAGAGCAGGAGCAGCUGCAGCGGGGAACGACACGGAGGCGAAGAGCCUCGUGGAUGCGAAGGUGGGCCUUGCCAGCCUGAGGACCAUCGAGACGGAGGUGGAGAAGCAUGUUGAAGAACUCCUCGGUCUCUUCACCGCAGAGGCUCAAGGCGGGAGGAAGUACCAAGCUGCGGCUCGAGGGGUGCAGGAAGAGGUGGAGGACAUAAGGUCGGAGCUGGUGAAGCUGCUGAGGACUCUCAACACCACAGACGCUGGCAUCCUAGGGGCGGAGCACGAGAUGCAGAAGAAGGAGCUCGAGCUGGUGCAGCUGCACGCGAUCGAGGAGGUGGAGGGGGCGAAGGACAAGCUCACGGGCGGGAAGGUCAAGGUGGACUACGCCACCGGCAAUAUCCGAUGGGACGAGGAGGACCUCACUGGCGACACGAAGGGGGAAAAGGUCGGCACCGGGGGCGGCGCGGACGGCACGGGGGGCGACGCGACAUCCAAGUCCAAGAGCAGGGAGGAAAUGCUAAAGUCCAGCGAGUGGAGAAAGGAGGUCGAGAGGAUGAAGGAAGAGUGGGACCCCGCGCUGCUGCACCUAGACGCCACCCUCCUAAGGGACUUCGUGGUGCUGUGCAUGAGCGCCGCCCUCGGAGGUGUCCUCGCCGCGGGAGUAGGUCUUCCCGAGACCCUCGGCUACAUCGUCGGGGGCAUGGUGGUGGGGCCCAGCGGGGUGAACAUGAUUCGCAUGGUGAAAGAGGUGGAGACGUUCGCUCAGUUCGGCUCCAUCUUCCUCCUCUUCGGCCACGGCCUUACGUACUCGACCUUCAUGAACACGGGCCGGCCUAGCGCCAACGUCUACGCGCCCCAGGGGCGGAUGGGAGCGUUUACGGUGCUUUUCGUGGUGUUCUCUGCCCUCCUGGUGUGCGCAGCCGUGCUCGGAAUCGACGACGGGGUGGAGAGCGUUGUCCUGUCUGCCGCCGUCACGCUGUCGUCCACGGCCAUGGUGACCGAGUUCGUCGCUCACAGCCGGCUGGGAGACACGGCCUUCGCCCGCAUGGUGGUCGAUCUAGUCUCUGUACAAGACCUCGUCAUGUAA
Molecule: messenger RNA, 2115 nt
Organism: Ectocarpus sp. CCAP 1310/34
Lineage: Eukaryota; Phaeophyceae; Ectocarpales; Ectocarpaceae
Source: the annotation of a GenBank genome assembly